This is a messenger RNA of Chenopodium quinoa (quinoa), 3030 nucleotides long. Its product is annotated as pentatricopeptide repeat-containing protein At3g22150, chloroplastic-like. Lineage: Eukaryota; Viridiplantae; Streptophyta; Magnoliopsida; Caryophyllales; Amaranthaceae. The coding region runs from base 239 to 2719 and encodes 826 amino acids. Gene Ontology annotation, biological process: RNA modification. Gene Ontology annotation, molecular function: protein binding; RNA binding. The transcript is spliced from 3 exons. The record is from RefSeq and is a predicted model, not a curated record.
CUAAUCAAGUAAUUAACCUUCAUUAUUCUUCAAAAUUUCAGUAGUCCCAAAAGAAGAGACAUUAGAUUUUGGAAGGAUAAGCUAGUCACUUAAUCCACAAUUCUACACCUCUCUACUGGCUAAGGCUCACAAAAUCCCAAGCUAAGAAGACACCAUAACAAUCAAUGGAGUAAGCAACUUCAAACUCAGAAAAAUUUCAACCCAGAAACAAAAACCAGACCUCAAAACUUCAUCUCCCAUGUCUACUUCAUCCUUACCACUUCCCUUACCACUCCCACCCAACAAUCUCUCAUCUCACAGGCAACUUCCCAGUUCACAAUUUUCUCUCUUAGAUCCACUUCUACCUUCCCUUGAUGAACCCCAAAAAGCCCUUAAAACCCCAACAAUUCGUACCCGUUUAAGCCAACUUUGCAGAGAUGGUCAACCCCAUAUUGCCCGCCAAGUGUUCGACGCAUUGCCUAAACCAACUACUGUUGUUUGGAACACUAUAAUUAUUGGGUUUAUUUGUAACAAUCUUCCCUUUGAUGCCCUUUUGUUUUAUUCUCGAAUGCGGUCUAAUUCUUCUACUAAAUGUGAUUCUUAUACAUACUCUUCUGUUCUUAAGGCUUGUGCUGAUACCCGGAAUUUGAGGGUUGGUAAGGCUGUUCAUUGUCAUGUUAUAAGGUCUCAUAUUCAUGCUAGUAGAAUUGUGUAUAAUUCUUUGUUGAAUAUGUACUCUACUUGUCUUGCUAGUACUGUUGUUUCGCAAUAUAUCGAGGUUGAUCCUGUUCGUAGAGUGUUUAAUACUAUGAAGAAGAAAGAUGUUGUUGCUUGGAAUACUUUGAUUUCUUGGUUUGUGAAAACUGAGAGGUUUGGUGAGGCUGUUAGGUAUUUUAGGUUGAUGAUGAUCAUGGGUAUUAAACCUACCCCUGUUAGCUUUGUUAAUGUGUUCCCGGCUGUUUCGGGUGUUUGUGAUUACAGGCUUGCCAAUGUUUUAUAUGGGAUGCUUGUCAAGUUUGGUGGUGAAUAUGUUGAUGACUUGUAUGCUGUCAGCUCAGCAAUUGUUAUGUUCUCAGAUAUUGGUUGUCUUGAUGUAGCAAGGAAGUUGUUUGAUGGGUGUUUGAACAAGAAUGUUGAGGUAUGGAAUAGCAUGAUUGGUGGGUAUCUGCAGAACAACUGUUACAUUGAGGCACUUGAUGUUUUCGUCGAGGCUCUUAGUUCAGAGCAUGUUUCACUAGAUAAUGUUAGUUAUAUUUCAGCUUUAAACACUGUCUCACAAAUGCAGCAAAUGAAUAUUGGUCAGCAGCUGCAUGCUCUAGUAUUGAAGAAUCCAACAACUUUGUCUGUCACUGUACUAAAUGCAGUUAUUGUUAUGUAUUCAAGGUGUAAUUAUAUUCACGAAGCCUUUAAGGUUUUUGAAGGGAUGGCUGAAAGAGAUGCUGUGUCAUGGAAUACUAUGAUUACGGCUCUUGUGCAGAAUGGGAUGGAUGAUGAAGGACUGAUGCUUGUUUAUGAGAUGCAGAACCAGGGGUUUGUUGUUGAUGCAGUAACAGUUAUAGCCAUACUCUCAGCUGCAUCAAAUCUCAGAAGUGAGUUCAUCGGGAAGCAGACUCAUGCUUAUCUAAUAAGGAAAGGCAUUGAGUUUCAGGGCAUGGACAGCUAUCUAAUAGAUAUGUAUGCUAAAUCUGGUUUAAUAGAGAAGGCACAACUACUAUUUGAAAUAAGUGAUGAGCUAAGUAGAGAUCAAGCAACAUGGAAUUCCAUGGUAUCUAGUAACACACAGAAUGGGCUAAUAGAAGAGGCUUUUGCUGUAUUUCGCCAGAUGCUUAAGAGAAAUGUUCUUCCAAAUGCGGUUACCAUGGCAUCUAUUCUUCCAGCUUGUAGUCAAAUUGGGAGUAUUGCAUUGGGUAAGCAAAUCCAUGCCUUUGCUACCCGCCACACCCUAGACCAAAAUGUGUUUGUUGGCACUGCUUUAGUAGACAUGUAUUCGAAGCUUGGGGCAAUUGCUUCUGCUGAAAACAUGUUUGCUUUGAUUCCCACUAAGAGUCCUGUUACGUACACUAACAUGAUAUUGGGCUAUGGGCAACAUGGAAUGGGAGCUAGAGCUCUUGCCUUAUUCGAUGAAAUGCAGAGUGCAGGUGUAAAACCUGAUGCAGUCACUUUCAUUGCAGUAUUAUCUGCAUGCAGCUAUGCUGGGUUGGUUGAUGAAGGUCUUAGUAUUCUGGAGUCAAUGGAGAUAAAAUAUGGACUUGAACCUUCUAUUGAGCACUAUUCUUGUGUGGUGGACAUGUUAGGAAGAGAUGGAAGAUUGAGUGAGGCCUUUGAGUUGGCUGAACAAUUGGGCGAGGUAGGUAGUGCAAUCCAAGCUUGGGGAUCACUUCUUGCAGCUUGCAAAACUCACAGACAAUAUGAUUUGGCAAAGAUUGUUGCCGAUAAAUUACUCAAUAUGGAAUCUAGAAAUAGUAGGAGUGGAUACCAUGUACUGUUAUCAAACUUAUACUCAGAUGAAGGGUAUUGGGACCUUGCUGAUAGAGUCAGAAAAGAGAUGCAAGAGAGAGGUGAGAGGAAGGAAGUUGGCUGCAGCUGGAUAGAGACUUUUGGUCGUGUUAACUAUUUUGUGUCUAAGGAUAGGAAGCACCAAGAAGGUGAGUAUGUGUAUGAGAUGCUGGCAAAGUUAGCUUCUAAUAUGGAGGAUGCAGGAUACACUCCCCUUUGUUACGGUGAUACACAGAUGGACUAGAUAUCUCAUGGUGAUAAUUGAGGAGAUGGAAUUGAAGGAGUUGUGCAGUUUAAGUUGGUUCAGUUAGUAUCUAAUUAUGAUCCCCUGCUCCAAGAUAAGCUUCUAUCAAAGUGCUGGUUCAAAGUAAAAGUCUCAUGCACUUAGUGAUGUAGUAAGCUGCCCACUUUUUCCUGUCUUACUGGACUUGAAGCUGAUUUUCUUUGUUACGUUGAGGGGCGAUCAGUGUUAAUACACUUCUGUUACUAAGGAUUUUCGGACAUGGCAAGUCUUUUUCUGGCUCAGAAAAAGGGAAAUUAAAAGGUGGAAGUUUG